Larimichthys crocea (large yellow croaker) is the source of this 1679-nucleotide messenger RNA. It is a transcript of the gene mpg, whose product is annotated as N-methylpurine DNA glycosylase. Gene Ontology annotation, biological process: base-excision repair. The transcript has 3 exons. Bases 172 to 1050 code for a protein of 292 amino acids. The record is from RefSeq and is a predicted model, not a curated record. NCBI's taxonomy places the organism in Eukaryota, Metazoa, Chordata, Actinopteri, Sciaenidae. Gene Ontology annotation, molecular function: alkylbase DNA N-glycosylase activity; DNA binding.
AUGGUGCGCGGUCCCUUUAAGAGAUCCAAAACAGUAGUCAGUAACUACUUCCUGUAGGCUAAUGAUAACAUUAGCCUACAGGAGAAGUAGUUAAAUGGUUUUAAAAUGUCAGUGUUGUAGACAUGAAGGGAUAGUGUCAUUUUGUAGUCUGAAGUGUUUCUCGGUAACGUUAUGGCGGGAAGAAAAAGAAAGCUGCUAGCAUUAGCAGCAGGAGCAGCGCCCGAAAAAGCAGCAAAUAAAAAUAAACACGGUGUUUUUGAUCUGAUGGAGUCACCUGCUGAGCUGAAGAAGCCCGCUGACUGUGAAAGUCAUUAUUUCACCAAGAAGGACAGACUGGGAGAGGAUUUCUUCCAACAACCUUGCCUCAGUUUGUCGAAAGCAUUCCUCGGCAAGAUCUUGGUCCGCAGGUGUGCGGAUGGCACUGAGCUGCGAGGAAGAAUAGUGGAAACGGAAGCUUACCUUGGGGGGGAGGACAAAGCCUCACACUCAGCAGGAGGCAAACGCACUGAGAGGAACACAGCCAUGUUUAUGCAGCCUGGCACAAUUUAUGUCUAUCCGAUCUAUGGCAUCUACUUCUGUAUGAACGUGUCUAGUGAAGGGGAGGGUGCUGCCGUGCUGCUACGCUCCCUUGAACCUCUGCAGGGUCAGCCCAUCAUGAGGCAGCUGAGGGCAGCCAGACGCAAAGAGGGAUCCCGCCAACUGAAGGACAAAGAGCUCUGCAACGGACCUUCAAAGCUGUGCCAGGCUCUAGACAUACCCCGCUGUUUUGACCGCCGAGACCUAGCCACAGACCCUGAGGUGUGGCUAGAAAGAGACCCCAGUACAAAUCCAACAGACCCCAAUGAUAUAGUAUCAGCACCACGCAUUGGAAUUGAGUCCCAUGGGGAAUGGGCCAGGAAGCCAUGGCGGUUUUAUCUUCGUGGGCACCCCUGUGUUAGCGUAGUGAAUAAAGAGGCAGAAAAACAGUCUCUGCCUGGAAACGUAAAGAACGAUUUAGGUCCCUCUGACGUGCAGUCUGACACAGGACAGCACAACGUCAAAAGGACUUAACAGGAAUAUUCCUGAAACUACUCUACCAUCUGUUCACUUUGUGGACUUAUUUUUAUACAGCCAUUUACGGCUGUAUAAAAUCUUAGACUUUUUGUUUGCUUGCCAAAGUUUACACUACUUCUUGUGUGUAUGGUUAAUUAAUAUUUUUGAAAUAAUUCAAGUAUAUAUUUUUAUAAUGUGUCAACAUGGUAGAGUAACCUCCAUUACUGUGUCAAAGUCUAAAUUCUAAUCUGUAUAAAUUGUACAAAAUGUUCCUCAUCCAUCUUAUAAGGUGCUACUCAUGUUAACAGUGUGCUUAAAACGUGCUUAUAAUACUGAUGCAAAGUUGUGCUAAAUAAGAUUAGAACUUAAGUCAACUAGAGUAAGACUCAAUUUAUCAGCCCAUAUUAUAAUAUCUGUUCUGAAAUGCAUCUUUUCUCACUCAUGAGUCUUUUGUUUCAUCUGGUUUUAAUGCAGAUUUAUACUCGAAAUUCUCUCCUCAGUGAUUUCACAGAUGUUUGGAACGCUCUGCUUCCCUCAAAGCAAAAACAGCCCGUCUGAUGUUUAGAGUCUUCCUUUUCUUGCCGUCUUUUUCUCCCCACCUCUGGGAUUCCUGGAGAGGUAGCUGGAGGUCUGGAAUGAUCAUUACA